AUGAAUCCAAAUACUACAAUAUUUGAUGUUAAACGACUUAUUGAUUGUAAAUAUGAUGAUCCAAUAGUUCAACCUGAUAUGAAACAUCGGCCAUUUAAAAUAGUUAAUGAAAGUCGUAAACCAAAAAUUCAAGUUGAAUAUAAAAAUGAAGUUAAAUCAUUUAUACCUGAAGAAAUCUCAUCAAUGGGUUUAGAUAAGAAAGCUUCAGAUGAACGUAAUAUUCUUAUAUUUGAUUUGAGUGGUGGUAUAUUUGAUGUAUCAAUACUUAAAAUUGAAGAUGAUAUAUUUAAAGUGAAAUCAACAGCUGGUGAUACACAUUUAGCAGCAGAAGUGUCAAUUGAAAUUGAUUCACUUCAUGAAGGUAUUGAUUUCUAUUCAAAAAUAACACGUGUUCGAUUUGAAGAUCUAUUUUGUUCAACACUUGAAUUAGUUGAAAAAGCUUUACAUGAUGCUAAAAUGAAUAAAGCAAGUAUUCAUGAAAUUAUACUUGUUGGUGAUUCAACGCGUACAUAUCAAAAGUACAAAAAUUACUUUAAGAUUUUUUUUUUUAAUGGAAAGAAACUGAAUAAAUCAAUUAAUUCUGAUGAAGCUGUUGCUUAUGGUGCAGCUGUACAAGCUGCUAUUUAA
Rotaria sp. Silwood1 is the source of this 627-nucleotide messenger RNA. The record is from the annotation of a GenBank genome assembly. Lineage: Eukaryota; Metazoa; Rotifera; Eurotatoria; Philodinida; Philodinidae.